AACACAAAAAAGCGGACACCGUGGACACAUUCAGAAACUGUUGUAUUUUUAGAGUGCUAUCUUAAAAGAAAAAAUGAAUUCGUGCAUUUGAGAAAAAAGCGAGUAGCUUAUUCUAAUACAUUGAAAGACAUGUUAUCCCAAAAUAUUCCGGACAAAGGAAGAACACCUAUAUGUUUAGAGAAUAAAAUGCGUUAUUUAAUACAUGCUUAUAAAACAUCACUAGACAAUAAUGGUUUGACGGGAUCACAUACUUUUCCAUAUAUGAAGAUAAUGAAUAAAAUUUUUGCGGACUCUCCCACAAUGCAAACUGGUUUUGAUCAUGUUGAAAUGCCAGAGGAAAGCUGUAGUUCGAAUUUACCAACAAAUUUAUCAGAAGCAACACAAUCUCCACCGCUGUCACCAUCAUCUGCAGUAGACUGGCCAUUACCAUCGUCAUCCUCUGGAGUGCAAAUAUCAUUUCCAUUACUAUUAACAUCUCCAAGCGCGGCUCAAGCAAAGACUGGAAAACUUACAGCUCGAGGUCGUUAUUUUGAUGAAAAGCUUAAAUUAAAAAAGCUGGCAAUUGAACAUAAAGCGAAACAAAGAGAACAAGCACUAUCAGAUUUUAAAGCUCUUCUUAAAAAAAAGUGGAAGAAUGAAACAACACUAGAACAGAAAAAAUUGACUCUGCUGGAAUCAAUUUUAAAUUCACAAAAUUAAAUAAUUCUUGCUUUUGAUUUCCAUAUAAUCAAUCCAUAUACUAGUUUGACAUAUCCUUGUUUUUAAUAAUAUAGUAAUUUUUCUGUUUUGUAUGU
Messenger RNA from Teleopsis dalmanni, 794 nucleotides. RefSeq lists its product as uncharacterized. The coding region runs from base 130 to 699 and encodes 189 amino acids. The transcript has 2 exons. The record is from RefSeq and is a predicted model, not a curated record. Lineage: Eukaryota; Metazoa; Arthropoda; Insecta; Diptera; Diopsidae.